Molecule: messenger RNA, 828 nt
Organism: Blepharisma stoltei
Lineage: Eukaryota; Ciliophora; Heterotrichea; Heterotrichida; Blepharismidae
Source: the annotation of a GenBank genome assembly
AUGUCAGAAGAACAAAACGAGCAGAUGGAUUUAGAUAGCAAUGAAAAUAGAGAAGAAAGAUUAGCUGUCACAGUUGAAGAAACUAAAGAGCAGCCACAACCUCAAUCUAUACAAGAACCAUUAAUUCCUCCUCAAUCUCCUAUAACUUCGAAUCCAGAAAUCCCUUCAUCUCCAGCACCAGAUCAAACUCCCCCAAAGCCCUCCCCAGAGCCUCAAACAUUUCUCCCAAAAGAAUUCUCCGCUGACGGGCUCUAUAACCUAGCUGCUUUUAUGCAAAUGCAAGGCAGAAUUUCUACUGACGAAUUUACUUAUUUGCAUAGGAUUUCAUUCUUGCUCAGAUCUACAGAGCAAAAGCUCGAAGCUGCCUCAGAAAAAAUCCAAAAUGCCCGUGCCAUUCUAGACGAAGAUUUACCUCCUUUAACUCAAGCUGAUCGGCAGCAUCACAACAAUCCUCAAGGCCAACAGCUGAAUGUUAUGGAGCUCUUUGAAGUUUUCAAAGCUAUGAUGAUUCAGCAAUCAAGAGAACAGCAAGCUCAUCAAGAGCCUCCAAAAAGUUUUUUAAUUAAAAAAGGAGAUGAGCAUGAAAUUAAAGAAAUUCAGGAACGAGAAGAAUUAGCAAAGAAGGCAAGCAUUGUAGGAAGCUCACAGUCAAUAGAAACCCAAGCUAUUUCUAAAGAAGAAAUGGAUAGAAGGAGGAGAGAAAGAGCAGCGAUGCUACAGAAACAGCAGGAAGACUCGUUGAAAGAAAGAGAAGAAAUGGAAAGAAAAGCAAAGGCAAGAGAAGCGUUCUUUAAAAAUGAUGGGACUUCGAGAAUUGGAAGACCGUAA